AUGAAGCCAUCAAUCCUCUCAAUAUGCGCCGCUGGUUUUCUGCUUUCGGCCCUGCUUGUCGUGAACGUGAUUCGAACUUUUUCUUCUUCGAGUGCAAGCAUUCAAAAGCCCUUAAGGCGAACUUUAUUGAUGCAGAAUGCCGACGAAGGGGCUUCUUCGAUCAAACCAUGGGUGGAUAGCGAUAGUGAGCAAGCUUCCUUCAUCACUGGCUCACCUGCUACUCAGCCAGCGCUGUUGGUGGACCCAAAGAACAGAAUCAGUCAUCCUUUAACGGGGGCGAAUGCAGAGGCUGCAGAAUCCACUUCCGAAGAACCUUAUGGCUCCAGCGUAGGCGAUGAGUCAGACUCCAUGAUUGAUCUGGGAGACAGCCUUGAGAAACGGCAUGAAAAGCAGCCGGACUUUUACCCUGCCAAGGGGGUCAGGCUUUUCCUUCAGAUUCAGAAGAAAGUCUCCAGAUACCAGAGAGCUCUCACGAAACAAAAGCUGCAUAGAAUAAGAAACAUUGUCCUCAAGUACAAGAAUCGGGGGCUGCCUCAAUCUCUAGUCGCCUCAUCUGGGCCCUCCAGUGCAGCCGGGUCAUCUGGCACAGGACCGAGGGGUGCAUGGUCAGGGCAGACGUAUGCUGCUGCUCCAGACGCCCCCACCGAUGAUUUUUCAGCCACACCCUGGCAGUUCCCCGGGCAGCCGAAUCUUCCAUCCAACUUGAAGCGUUCACUUGGACAGGUCCCGGACUUGGUCUCGGACCAUCUGCACAAUGCAGAAUUCGAGGAGAUGCUCGACACAUGCAAACAGGAUGCGAGCUGUGCUGCUUUGAUGAGUAAGGGGUUCUGGUGGCUCUUUGGAAAGCCAUGGCGGAGGUGCACGUUGACAUCAACUUGGGCUUGCAAUCCUUAUCACUGUGAUUCCAAUCAGCCUGGUACUACCCAGUGUCGGUACUUGCAAGACAACCCAAUACAGGCGUUGGUGGAUCUAGAUGUACGCUGUUGGGAUACUGGGAGGUCGAUGUGGCAGUUUUCGAUGACUAGGGACGGCUGUCAGGAUUACCUGCCGUGGAAGGGAGGCACGGGUGCCCACGAGUACCUUCGUAUCGGAUAUCAAUGUCACGGUUGCGGCGGGCACCAUUGCCCCUGUGGGCCGCCAUGUGUGAACGAGCCAAACUUGACUCCUCGCGGCUGUACUUACCACUGGACUUCGUGCGCGCCAGGAUCGGGGCCUGGGAAAAACAGAAUGAGCAAGAAUUGGGGAGGAAGUGGGGAUCUGGGACAGAAUGACUGGCUGGCCCACCAUGUGGUUCAGUGCCCACCCAACACGUACCUGAGUGAAUGGAGGGUGAGCAGAGAAAGAUGCCCCUCAGGAUUUUUGCGCAUUCGCUACCGCUGCUGUGAGAACUACUGGGGGCCCUGCCGCACCUUGUCUACGUCAGGAUCCACAUCCUCGUGGGCAGACGGGCUGGAAAACCACAACGUCCAAUGCGAUCCGAGGACGGAAUCUCUCAACCACUUCCAAUGGACCGGAAGCAACUUCGUCUACACCUGCUGCUGCGACAAUAUUUGCUGUAUGCCAGCGUUUGAAGGAGGGCGUGCGAAAAAGCAGGGAUCGCAGAUACCCUACUGGCCGUACGGUCUCAUCAACCCGAUCCAUCCGCAAGAGCCACAGCGACCGGAUGAUGGCGCAUGGACACGCGAUGUUACCAAACACCCUCGACCGCCGCCCGACGAUCCCAACUGGAUGAGAGGACAUCUGGACCCAACAGAUCACCACGAAUACAGCAUAUGGAAAUCUAACCCAAUCGCACAGUUGGAGGCAAUAUCUAGUCACCUUGAUGGGAAACACGAUCAAACAUGA
Messenger RNA from Guillardia theta CCMP2712, 1845 nucleotides. RefSeq lists its product as hypothetical. The record is from RefSeq and is a predicted model, not a curated record. Bases 1 to 1845 code for a protein of 614 amino acids. The transcript is spliced from 5 exons. Lineage: Eukaryota; Cryptophyceae; Pyrenomonadales; Geminigeraceae.